AAGCUAAAAGUCCAGUCCCAGCAAUCAGGGCACGGAAGUUUCGUGUAAUGUAGUUUUUUCAGCUGUGGAUUUGCUGCUGCUUGAUUGCUAAUAUGGAACAGACUCGGGAUAUGUCAAAAACAUUAUGAACACAAGACCUUCUGGGCAAAGACUUUACCAAUUCCCUGCAAUUAGAUAAAGGCCACAGAAUCCAUCACCAUAAAUCAUGUUGGGGAAAAAGCCGGUGACAGCACAGAAACGAGGGGAGACCAGAGCACUCUGCCUGGGCUUGGGAAUGGUAGCAUGCUCAGUGAUAAUGUAUUUCUUUAUCGGAAUCACCAUUGUACCCUUAUACAAUAAAAGUGUCUGGACCAAUAAAGGUAUAUGCGAACUGAAAAAUGCCAGCAUCAAGGAACAGCAGCAGUGUUUAUUCAAUGAUGGCUCCAGUGAUGAAAAUAAGUUUCAAUAUCCUUGUUUGGACAUCAUGGUCAAUUUGACACCUGUCGGGCAGGUGGUAAAGCUUUAUCACCAGGAGGAGACCGUGUUCAGAAACCCCAAGUGCUCCUACAUCCCCCCGACUCUGAAGAAUUAUACUGCAGUGCAAGAGAAUGUAGAAAAAGUAAGACAAAAUUUCACAGAAGCCCAGGUGUUUUAUUGUUAUUAUGAUCCAUCAGGACAAGAAGCCACUGUCCUUUUAUACAGACAAUAUCUUCCAGAGUUCCUUUUGUUCACUUUUGUCUGGCCAAGUCUGAUGUUGAUUGGUGGAGUCCUGAUUAUUGUCCUGGUGAAAAUAAGUCAGUAUUUUUCUAUACUCUUAGCUCCACAGUACAGAACAGGUAUAUAGAAUGUCCCAAUGUUUGCCUGUAUCUUACAUUCACAUCUAUAUCCAAGACAAGCUGUGAACAAUUUCUGAAGUUUAUUCACUGUGAAGUAACAAGGUAGGAAGCUUAAAGGACACACGGAUAAGAUUCAGAGCUGGAGGCCAUCCAAAUGAGACACAUUACUGUGCUGCUUUUGAUCAGAUAAGACUUGCAGAGUCAGCUUUUGUUCAUAUUUCAAGUUCUGAAUUGUUCCAUGAUCAGAAAGCUGGGCAAGGAAAUUGGCUAUAUUCUCACAUACACUACUGUUGAAACUGUGGGCUACUCAGAACAUUUUACAGAUUGAAAGCACCAGUUAUUUUGGGCCAACUUAGCACAGACUUCCAUGUAAGCAUAGGCACGAGUCCUUCCUUGUACACUAUGAGGGCUAGAUUUUAAAACUAAUUAAUAUGACAAAAAGAAAGAAAGAAGCUAUUUAACAUGAUGUGGAAAAUGGAAGAACAUUCAUGUCCUGCCAUCUGCUCCUCCUCCCCAAAGAAACCCAAAUGAAUAUUAUAUUGUUAGGAUGCGACAUUUGCAACCGAAAUUAUUCAACACCCAUUGCAAAUCAGGUUUAUUAUCAAAAUUUAUAGAUUUUCACCCCCAAAAAAAUCAGCAAUGAAGAUUUUUGCAAUGAUCAAAUCAAACAAAAGUCAUUGAAAUAGCACAGCACAAUGGAUGCUUCGAGUGAUUUUGCAACUUCACCAGCUUUGAAAGCAAGCACUACAAGCAACUCAAUGUACUGGUAAAUUACCACAAUGCACUGUUGCAGCUGUUGUCAUUACCUGUGCAUUAAGCUAAUGUUUAAAGCUUCAUUGCUCACUGAA
Messenger RNA from Podarcis muralis (Common wall lizard), 1663 nucleotides. RefSeq names its product potassium calcium-activated channel subfamily M regulatory beta subunit 1 (gene KCNMB1). Gene Ontology annotation, cellular component: membrane; voltage-gated potassium channel complex. NCBI's taxonomy places the organism in Eukaryota, Metazoa, Chordata, Lepidosauria, Squamata, Lacertidae. The record is from RefSeq and is a predicted model, not a curated record. Gene Ontology annotation, molecular function: potassium channel regulator activity; calcium-activated potassium channel activity. Gene Ontology annotation, biological process: detection of calcium ion; potassium ion transport.